This is a messenger RNA of Drosophila sulfurigaster albostrigata, 2114 nucleotides long. Its product is annotated as serendipity locus protein alpha. The transcript is spliced from 7 exons. NCBI's taxonomy places the organism in Eukaryota, Metazoa, Arthropoda, Insecta, Diptera, Drosophilidae. Gene Ontology annotation, cellular component: adherens junction; cytoplasm; membrane. Gene Ontology annotation, biological process: cell-cell adhesion; cell migration; cellularization. The record is from RefSeq and is a predicted model, not a curated record. Bases 107 to 1861 code for a protein of 584 amino acids. Gene Ontology annotation, molecular function: actin filament binding; beta-catenin binding.
AGCGCUGCCAGACUUUUGCUGUAGGGCAAGCCACUUUUUUUUUAAACAUUUGUUUGCACUUUUAUUGUCCAUGUGCAACAAGUGAGCUUAUUUUAAAUUUAAAAAUAUGCAGCUAUUAAGUGAAAAAUUAAAUGCGUGUCUGUGCACACUUAAUCGUAAUGAUUCCACUUAUGUCGGUGAUAUCACUUGGUUAAAUGACUUUUGUGCUGAGUUUUUGGCUUUUUCAAAUGCAAUGCAAAAGUUAAUAGGCCAAGAAAUGGAGCAAGGUGUUUUGGAUGUUGUCUGCCUCUGCUUAAUGCAAAUAGUCAUCUGUAUUAGGCACUUGGAGUCUACGAUACAAACCGAGAGCACAAGUAAAACAAGGAUUCAGGCCAGUCAUCAGCAUUUUAUUGAUCGUAUUAUGGUAUGUCUAAGACGUAUGAGUGACGCAUUGGAUCAAUCGAAAAAUCAAGAAGCAGCACAGCAGAACUCAUUGGAAGCUGUUUCCUUUCAGUCGGUUUUGGAUUCGCUGCUGGAUGCUUUAACAGACUUCAUGGAACCUCAGCAAGAUAAAUGUAGAAUUGGCGAGCAGAACAUGGACAUAGGAGCCAAACACAUUAAGUCCGACAUAGAUUUACUUUUAGGACAAGCGUUAUCAUUUGCUAAUGUGGCUUUGCAGCAGGAUAAAAAGGCUUUGAGUGCUCUCUGCCAAAAGGUCAUGCGGGAUUGCAGCGCAUUUGAAAAUGAAUGCCAGUCUAAAACAAAUUACUGCCAUCAAAAAUUGCGAGCCAUGACAUUGCAACACGCACUUCAUCAGCUCGACGAUCAUAUUAAUGAUGCCUUGUUACGCUUGGUGUUCACAUGUUUUAUGGAUUUCCAAAAGAUCUCAGUUGAUAAAAUACGCAACAUAAUGCGUACGGAAUCAGAUGCCACAAUUGAUGAAUAUAUAGCAGACUUUGAUGUGAACUUGGAUCGCGCCACACAAAUUGGCAUCUUUGCGAUCGUUUAUGCACCCGGUUUAAAAAUUAAAACAAUGGUUAGAAGCUGUCUCGCCUCGUUUGAGUACUUGGACACCAGUUUAAUACCUUCACUUCAAACCAAUGCUUCCGAUCUGCAUUCCGAGCUUUUGGAACAGCACUUUAAGGAGGAAAUUUCAAAAUACAAGACUGCUCUUCACGAGAUCAUCGAAAGUCGUGCAUUUGUUGCGUGCUACUUACAAAUUUUAACAACGGGCAUUAUUGCAUCAGAGAAGCAGUUUGAUAAGCUCCAUCUAGAUGACUUGGUGCAUAUGGGAUUUAUCGUACUGGAGCACUUUCAGCUGGAGAUUAAUCAAAAGGAUUGGUUACCACACGGCCGAGAGUGCUUUGAAAACUUUAUUCGAAUAUUGCGAGAGUGCAAAGCAAUACUUAGUUGUGCAUCUCAGGUUCAAACGGAACGCAUCCUAAAACGAUUUAAAAUAUUACGCACGAUUUUGCGUAAAUUUUCCAGCACAAUAUCUGCAGACGAAAAUGAACCAGAACGCAACGAAAAGACUGUCAUUGAGGAAACAACAGAUGAGUACACGAUUGAAGGCAUCUCAACGGAUCUAAUUUGUACUCAGCCAUCCAUUAUUCUUUACGAAACUCGAAAGGAUCGAUGCAAUAAUAUCGGUAACAGACCAGCCUUGAAAGCAAAUGCUGCGACACUUAAAUCGAAACCUGUUGGCGGCGUACGUCGGAAGCAAAGCCUUCGCACAACUAUGUUUAAACGCCACAAUUGUGCUCAAAGCAAUCACUCUCAAAAUACCAUCAGCAAUCAAUCGGCUAGUUUGGAAAUCACAGGUAUAUUGGACCAGUUAACCUGCUUAAGUUCAACCUUAACACACAAUCUGACGAGAAAGUAGUGGGGAGGGGAAUCAAAUUCAUCGACACACAAACACAUUCGCAUUCGCAUUCGGAUUUAUUUGUUGUGAUUGAACGCAGUGUUUUUCACAUUGAACAUCUUCAAAAGAUAUAAAUUAAAAUUACAAUAAACAACAAAAUAUUAUAAAUUUGAAAUAUUAAGUUCCUGAUUUCAUAACUGCUUUUAUUAUAACGAGUAAUUCUCGUUUUUACUAUGCCAAAAGGCGUUCUAUCGAUUUUCCUAAAAGGAGUUCA